GCACCCCAGGGCGGUGGCUGCAAAUUCUACGGACCCGGUGGCCGGUUGGGCCUGGGAUGGCUGGGCCCGGCGGCUCGGCAGCCCCGAUCGGGGCCGGGGCGUUGGCAGGUGGCGCGCGAUCUAAGGUAGCGCCCAGCGUAGACUUUGACCACAGCUGCUCAGACAGCGUCGAGUAUCUGACGCUCAACUUCGGGCCCUUCGAAACAGUGCAUCGCUGGCGGCGCCUCCCGCCCUGCGACGAGUUCGUUGGUGCUCGGCGCAGUAAGCACACAGUGGUGGCCUAUAAAGAUGCCAUCUAUGUAUUUGGUGGAGACAACGGGAAGACAAUGCUCAACGACCUCCUGCGGUUCGACGUGAAGGACUGUUCCUGGUGCAGGGCCUUCACCACUGGGACGCCGCCAGCCCCACGUUACCACCACUCAGCUGUUGUCUAUGGGAGCAGCAUGUUUGUCUUUGGGGGCUAUACUGGGGACAUUUAUUCCAAUUCUAACUUGAAGAAUAAAAACGACCUCUUUGAAUACAAGUUUGCAACUGGUCAGUGGACGGAGUGGAAAAUUGAAGGACGGUUGCCUGUCGCUAGGUCAGCCCAUGGGGCCACCGUGUACAGUGACAAGCUGUGGAUCUUUGCUGGCUAUGAUGGCAAUGCCAGGUUGAAUGACAUGUGGACGAUUGGCCUCCAGGAUCGGGAGCUCACAUGCUGGGAGGAGGUGGCCCAGAGUGGUGAGAUCCCACCAUCUUGCUGCAACUUCCCUGUGGCUGUGUGCCGGGACAAGAUGUUUGUGUUCUCAGGACAGAGUGGAGCCAAGAUAACCAACAACCUCUUCCAGUUUGAAUUCAAGGACAAGACGUGGACACGAAUUCCCACUGAGCACCUGCUCCGGGGUUCCCCACCACCCCCACAGCGGCGCUACGGACACACCAUGGUGGCCUUUGACCGCCACCUAUAUGUGUUUGGGGGUGCAGCCGACAAUACACUGCCUAACGAGUUGCAUUGCUAUGAUGUGGACUUCCAGACCUGGGAGGUCGUCCAGCCCAGCUCAGACAGCGAAGUUGGUGGGGCUGAGGUGCCCGAGCGAGUGUCUGCCUCUGAGGAGGCACCCACCCUGACUGCCGAGGAGCGGGGCGGCUUCAAGAAGUCCCGAGAUGUGUUCGGCCUGGACUUUGGCACCACCUCAGCCAAGCAGCCUGCCCAGCUGGCCUCAGAGCUGCCCAGCGGGAGGCUCUUCCAUGCGGCUGCUGUCAUCUCAGAUGCCAUGUACAUCUUCGGGGGCACGGUGGACAACAACAUCCGAAGUGGGGAGAUGUACAGGUUCCAGUUCUCCUGUUACCCCAAGUGCACUCUGCAUGAAGACUAUGGGAGGCUAUGGGAGAGCCGCCAGUUCUGCGACGUGGAGUUUGUGCUGGGCGAGAAGGAGGAGUGCGUUCAGGGCCAUGUGGCCAUUGUCACUGCACGGAGCCGCUGGCUCCGCAGGAAGAUUGUGCAGGCCCGGCAGCGGCUGGCCCAGAAGCUGGAAGAGGAGGCAGCCCUGGCUCCCAGGGAGGCCCCGAGUGCAGCUGUGGGUGGGGCCCGGCUGCCCCUGUUGCGCGUGGCCAUCCGGGAGGCUGAGGCCCGGCCCUUUGAGGUGCUCAUGCAGUUCCUCUACACUGACAAGAUCAAAUACCCGCGGAAAGGCCAUGUGGAAGACGUGCUUCUCAUCAUGGACGUGUACAAGUUGGCGCUGAGCUUCCAGCUGUGUCGCCUGGAGCAGCUGUGCCGCCAGUACAUCGAGGCCUCGGUGGACUUGCAGAACGUGCUGGUGGUGUGUGAGAGCGCUGCCAGGCUGCAGCUGGGCCAGCUCAAGGAGCACUGCCUGAACUUCGUGGUGAAGGAGUCCCACUUCAACCAGGUGAUCAUGAUGAAGGAGUUUGAGCACCUCUCGUCCCCACUGAUUGUGGAGAUUGUGCGGCGGAAGCAGCAGCCGCCCCCUCGCACCUCCUCAGACCAGCCUGUGGACAUCGGCACAUCUCUAAUCCAAGACAUGAAGGCGUACCUGGAGGGGGCGGGCACAGAGUUCUGCGACAUCACAUUGCUCCUGGAUGGGAACCCGCGGCCGGCCCACAAGGCCAUCUUGGCCGCUCGCUCCAGCUACUUUGAGGCCAUGUUCAGGUCCUUCAUGCCUGAAGAUGGGCAAGUGAACAUCUCCAUCGGGGAGAUGGUGCCCAGCCGCCAGGCCUUCGAGUCCAUGCUGCGCUACAUCUACUAUGGGGAGGUCAACAUGCCGCCCGAGGACUCGCUCUACCUGUUUGCGGCCCCCUACUACUAUGGCUUCUACAACAACCGGCUGCAAGCGUACUGCAAGCAGAACCUGGAGAUGAAUGUGACGGUGCAGAAUGUGCUGCAGAUCCUGGAGGCAGCCGACAAGACACAGGCGCUGGACAUGAAACGACACUGUCUGCACAUCAUCGUGCACCAGUUCACCAAGGUCUCCAAGCUGCCCACGCUGCGGUCCUUGAGCCAGCAGCUACUGCUUGACAUCAUCGACUCUCUGGCCUCCCACAUCUCCGACAAGCAGUGCGCAGAGCUGGGUGCUGCCGACAUAUGAGGGCCCCACAGACUGCCUACCUGCCUGCCUGCCCACUGCAGACUGUACUGGCCAUGCCUGUGCCUGUGGUAGAGUGGCUGCACCUCCUGAGCCAAGGACUAGAGCGCCGAGGGCCUCUGAAAGGAGUUGAGGGGGCAUAGAGGGCGCCAUUUCACUGAGGACGCCAGUCCCACAGGAAGCAAAUGGUGCAGCAGAUCCCCUCCCUGGCCGGCAGCCUCUCCUGGUGUGGAGGUAUGGGUGGCAGGCCAGGGCUCAAAGAUGGAGACCCUGCAGGAGGAGGCAGGGGGCCUGGCCACCCUCUAGCAGUAUGGAGAGACUUGGAAGCAUGGCCAGGGCAUGGGCUUUGGGAGGCUCAGCCUUGCCCCUGUGGCCUGGGCGUGUUGUGGAUCCAGGCACUGGGUCACGUUGCUGGAGGCCCUUCCGUCCUGGGGGGGAAGCUUGGCAGAAUUGCUGCAGCACCAGGGAGUCCGCUGGGCUGCACACUGCUCCCACCCCAUCCUCCACCCACCCAGAGCUGCUGAGUGGAGACCAGUGAUAGGCAGGUCUGGUCUGACUCUGAAGAUGAAUUUUGGCGUGAAAGGCCCCGAGGUCAGCUUCCAGCCCACAGGUCAGCCAUGCUGGGCUGGGCCUGGCUUUCAGAGGGGCCACAGGAUUCCAGCCCACCUGUGUGCACAUCAGGGUUCAGGGCUGGGCCAGGAAGAAGUCAGUGGAGGUGUCCCCAGUUCCCUUCCCUGUGUCUCUCACUACGUAUUUAUUCUGUCAUAGAUAUGCCUCCAUUAAAGCCACAGCAGUGCUACCAACUA
Messenger RNA from Cynocephalus volans (Philippine flying lemur), 3385 nucleotides. It is a transcript of the gene LZTR1, whose product is annotated as leucine zipper like post translational regulator 1. Gene Ontology annotation, molecular function: protein binding. Bases 57 to 2582 code for a protein of 841 amino acids. The transcript is spliced from 21 exons. Lineage: Eukaryota; Metazoa; Chordata; Mammalia; Dermoptera; Cynocephalidae. Gene Ontology annotation, cellular component: Golgi apparatus. The record is from RefSeq and is a predicted model, not a curated record.